Molecule: messenger RNA, 1249 nt
Organism: Elaeis guineensis (African oil palm)
Lineage: Eukaryota; Viridiplantae; Streptophyta; Magnoliopsida; Arecales; Arecaceae
Product: bax inhibitor 1
Biological process (GO): negative regulation of apoptotic process
Cellular component (GO): membrane
Source: RefSeq, a predicted model, not a curated record
CACGGUCACGUACCUUCUAGGAACUAUCGCGAAGCGCGCACCGUUCGGGGGUCUAUAAACGUCCAUUCCGGUUUCCUUCAGCCGGUCGCAAAUUUCAUUUUCGCAUCGUUUUGGUGUCCUCGGUCGCUUUCGCUUUUGCGCUUGGAUUCAUCUGCUCCUCCUGCACAAACCCUCGAAGCUUUUCGGUUUGUUAGAGAAUGGAUUCCUUCUUCCAGUCCCAGGCCGGCAUUGGAACCAGUUGGAGUUACGAAUCGCUGAAGAAUUUCAGGCAGAUCUCUCCCGUCGUACAGAACCACCUCAAGCAGGUUUACCUGACACUAUGUUGUGCGCUAUCGGCUUCUGCAGCUGGAGCAUUCUUGCAUAUUUUGUGGAACAUUGGUGGUUUCUUGACCAUGCUCGGAUGCUUCAUAAGCAUCGCUUGGUUAUUCUCUUCACCUAUAUAUGAGGAAAGGAAGAGAUUGGGCCUUCUCAUGGCUGCUUCCUUCUUUGAAGGGGCUUCUGUGGGUCCACUGAUAGAGCUAGCCAUUGACUUUGACUCAAGCAUACUUAUAACUGCAUUUGUGGGGACUGCUUUGGCCUUCGGAUGUUUCUCGGGAACCGCUAUAGUAGCUAAGCGGCGUGAGUUUCUUUACUUGGGUGGGCUGCUUUCUUCUGGCCUUUCAAUCCUCCUCUGGUUGCAGUUGGCAGCCUCCAUCUUUGGCCACUCUACUGCUACAUUCAAGGUCGAGCUUUAUUUUGGGCUGUUGCUAUUUCUGGGAUAUGUGGUCUUUGACACCCAGGAGAUCAUUGAGCGAGCACACCUUGGGGACCUGGAUUAUGUCAAACAUGCCCUGACGCUCUUCACGGACUUUGUUGCUGUUCUUGUUCGCAUUCUCGUCAUCAUGCUGAAGAAUGCAUCUGAGAAAUCUGAAGAUAAGAAAAGGAAGAAAAGAUCGUAAAGCUAACUGGAAAGGAAGGCGGAGAUCAUAUUUGCGUUGUGAAUGCAUAAAAUUGUCACCUGUCUUUUCUCGUCUAGAAAAACGCUUUUGAGUUCAUUUCUUUCUCAUCAUGUAUAGUUUGUUACUAGAGAUGGUGUGUUGCCUGCUUAGGUUUGUGCCAUACGUACCGACUCUGAUGCGGUUACUGUAACAAAUACAACGUGACCUACUGUGGAUAGGAUGUCUUUGUUUCGUUUUCGGAUGUAACCUAGCCAAAAUAGAAGCAGCAAGUUAUCGGAACUGACACUCCAUGUUAAAAGAUUUCCUCUGUA